CGCGGGGAGCGCUCCAAGAUGGCGCCCACCGCAGUCCCGCCCGCCGCAGCCUCGGCACCUUUGCAGUCCGGCCGCGCCUCCCGGGCCCCGCGUUAGGGCCGCCGCUGCCUCCCUCGCCGCCGCCGCUGCCAGCUGACCUGUCCUGGACGCAGCAUAACUAACGAAGCUGCUGCAGGAUGAGAAGAUGGCAGCGCGGCUGCUCGCACCACCAGGCCCUGAUAGUUUCAAGCCUUUCACCCCUGAGUCGCUGGCAAACAUUGAGAGGCGCAUUGCUGAGAGCAAGCUCAAGAAACCACCAAAGGCCGAUGGCAGUCAUCGGGAGGACGAUGAGGACAGCAAGCCCAAGCCAAACAGUGACCUGGAAGCAGGGAAGAGUUUGCCUUUCAUCUACGGGGACAUCCCCCAAGGCCUGGUUGCAGUUCCCCUGGAGGACUUUGACCCAUACUAUUUGACGCAGAAAACCUUUGUAGUAUUAAACAGAGGGAAAACUCUCUUCAGAUUUAGUGCCACGCCUGCCUUGUACAUUUUAAGUCCUUUUAACCUGAUAAGAAGAAUAGCUAUUAAAAUUUUGAUACAUUCAGUAUUUAGCAUGAUCAUUAUGUGCACUAUUUUGACCAACUGUGUAUUCAUGACUUUUAGUAACCCUCCUGACUGGUCGAAGAAUGUGGAGUACACGUUCACAGGGAUUUAUACAUUUGAAUCACUAGUGAAAAUCAUUGCAAGAGGUUUCUGCAUAGAUGGCUUUACCUUUUUACGGGAUCCAUGGAACUGGUUAGAUUUCAGUGUCAUCAUGAUGGCAUAUGUGACAGAGUUUGUGGACCUGGGCAAUGUCUCAGCGCUGAGAACAUUCAGGGUUCUCCGAGCUUUGAAAACUAUCUCUGUAAUUCCAGGCCUGAAGACAAUUGUGGGUGCCCUGAUUCAGUCUGUGAAGAAACUGUCAGAUGUGAUGAUCCUGACAGUGUUCUGUCUGAGUGUGUUUGCCUUGAUCGGACUGCAGCUGUUCAUGGGAAACCUUCGAAACAAGUGUGUUGUGUGGCCCAUAAACUUCAACGAGAGCUAUCUUGAAAAUGGCACCAAAGGCUUUGAUUGGGAAGAGUAUAUCAACAAUAAAACAAAUUUCUACACAGUUCCUGGCAUGCUGGAACCUUUACUCUGUGGGAACAGUUCUGAUGCUGGGCAAUGCCCAGAGGGAUACCAGUGUAUGAAAGCAGGAAGGAACCCCAACUAUGGUUACACAAGCUUUGACACUUUUAGCUGGGCCUUCUUGGCAUUAUUUCGCCUUAUGACCCAGGACUAUUGGGAAAACUUGUAUCAAUUGACCUUACGAGCAGCUGGGAAAACAUACAUGAUCUUCUUCGUCUUGGUCAUCUUUGUGGGUUCUUUCUAUCUGGUGAACUUGAUCUUGGCUGUGGUGGCCAUGGCUUAUGAAGAACAGAAUCAGGCAACACUGGAAGAGGCAGAACAAAAAGAGGCUGAAUUUAAAGCAAUGUUGGAGCAACUUAAGAAGCAACAGGAAGAGGCACAGGCUGCUGCGAUGGCUACUUCAGCAGGAACUGUCUCAGAAGAUGCCAUAGAGGAAGAAGGUGAAGAAGGAGGGGGCUCCCCUCGGAGCUCUUCUGAAAUCUCUAAACUCAGCUCAAAGAGUGCAAAGGAAAGACGUAACAGGAGAAAGAAGAGGAAGCAAAAGGAACUCUCUGAAGGAGAGGAGAAAGGGGAUCCUGAGAAGGUGUUUAAGUCAGAGUCAGAAGAUGGCAUGAGAAGGAAGGCCUUUCGGUUGCCAGACAACAGAAUAGGGAGGAAAUUUUCCAUCAUGAAUCAGUCACUGCUCAGCAUCCCAGGCUCGCCCUUCCUUUCUCGCCACAACAGCAAGAGCAGCAUCUUCAGUUUCAGGGGACCUGGGCGAUUCCGAGACCCGGGCUCCGAGAAUGAGUUCGCGGAUGAUGAGCACAGCACAGUGGAGGAGAGCGAGGGCCGCCGGGACUCCCUCUUCAUCCCCAUCCGGGCCCGCGAGCGCCGGAGCAGCUACAGCGGCUACAGCGGCUACAGCCAGGGCAGCCGCUCCUCGCGCAUCUUCCCCAGCCUGCGGCGCAGCGUGAAACGCAACAGCACGGUGGACUGCAACGGCGUGGUGUCUCUCAUCGGCGGCCCUGGCUCCCACAUCGGCGGGCGUCUCCUGCCAGAGGUGAAAAUUGAUAAGGCAGCUACCGAUGACAGUGCUACAACUGAGGUGGAAAUUAAGAAGAAAGGCCCUGGAUCUCUCUUAGUUUCCAUGGACCAAUUAGCCUCCUAUGGGCGGAAGGACAGAAUCAACAGUAUAAUGAGUGUUGUUACAAAUACACUAGUAGAAGAACUGGAAGAGUCUCAGAGAAAGUGCCCGCCAUGCUGGUAUAAAUUUGCCAACACUUUCCUGAUCUGGGAGUGCCACCCCUACUGGAUAAAACUGAAAGAGAUUGUGAACUUGAUAGUUAUGGACCCUUUUGUGGAUUUAGCCAUCACCAUCUGCAUCGUCCUGAAUACACUGUUUAUGGCAAUGGAGCACCAUCCUAUGACGCCACAAUUUGAACAUGUCUUGGCUGUAGGAAAUCUGGUUUUCACUGGAAUUUUCACAGCGGAAAUGUUUCUAAAGCUCAUAGCCAUGGAUCCCUACUAUUAUUUCCAAGAAGGUUGGAACAUUUUUGACGGAUUUAUUGUCUCCCUCAGUUUAAUGGAACUGAGUCUAGCAGACGUGGAGGGGCUUUCAGUGCUGCGAUCUUUCCGAUUGCUCCGAGUCUUCAAAUUGGCCAAAUCCUGGCCCACCCUGAACAUGCUAAUCAAGAUUAUUGGAAAUUCAGUGGGCGCCCUGGGCAACCUGACACUGGUGCUGGCCAUUAUUGUCUUCAUCUUUGCCGUGGUGGGGAUGCAGCUCUUUGGAAAAAGCUACAAAGAGUGUGUCUGCAAGAUCAACCAGGACUGUGAACUCCCUCGCUGGCACAUGCAUGACUUUUUCCAUUCCUUCCUCAUUGUCUUUCGAGUGUUGUGCGGGGAGUGGAUUGAGACCAUGUGGGACUGCAUGGAAGUGGCAGGCCAGGCCAUGUGCCUCAUUGUCUUUAUGAUGGUCAUGGUGAUUGGCAACUUGGUGGUGCUGAACCUGUUUCUGGCCUUGCUCCUGAGCUCCUUCAGUGCAGACAACCUGGCUGCCACAGAUGAUGAUGGGGAAAUGAACAACCUCCAGAUCUCAGUGAUCCGUAUCAAGAAGGGUGUGGCCUGGACCAAACUAAAGGUGCAUGCCUUUAUGCAGGCCCACUUUAAGCAGCGUGAGGCCGAUGAGGUGAAGCCUCUGGAUGAGCUGUAUGAAAAGAAGGCCAACUGUAUCGCCAAUCACACCGGUGCAGACAUCCACCGGAAUGGCGACUUCCAGAAGAAUGGCAAUGGCACAACCAGCGGCAUUGGCAGCAGCGUGGAGAAGUACAUCAUUGAUGAAGACCAUAUGUCCUUCAUCAACAACCCCAACUUGACUGUGCGGGUACCCAUUGCUGUGGGGGAGUCUGACUUUGAGAACCUCAACACAGAGGAUGUUAGCAGCGAGUCGGAUCCUGAAGGCAGCAAAGAUAAACUAGAUGACACCAGCUCCUCUGAAGGAAGCACCAUUGAUAUCAAACCAGAAGUAGAAGAGGUCCCUGUGGAACAGCCUGAGGAAUACUUGGAUCCAGACGCCUGCUUCACAGAAGGUUGUGUCCAGCGGUUCAAGUGCUGCCAGGUCAACAUUGAGGAAGGGCUAGGCAAGUCUUGGUGGAUCCUGCGGAAAACCUGCUUCCUCAUCGUGGAGCACAACUGGUUUGAGACCUUCAUCAUCUUCAUGAUUCUGCUGAGCAGUGGUGCCCUGGCCUUCGAGGACAUCUACAUUGAGCAGAGAAAGACCAUCCGCACCAUCCUGGAAUACGCUGACAAAGUCUUCACCUAUAUCUUCAUCCUGGAGAUGUUGCUCAAGUGGACAGCCUAUGGCUUCGUCAAGUUCUUCACCAAUGCCUGGUGUUGGCUGGACUUCCUCAUCGUGGCUGUGGUGGUGAAUGCCUUGGUGGGCGCCAUCCCCUCCAUCAUGAAUGUGCUGCUGGUGUGUCUCAUCUUCUGGCUGAUUUUCAGCAUCAUGGGAGUUAACCUGUUUGCGGGAAAGUACCACUACUGCUUUAAUGAGACUUCUGAAAUCCGAUUUGAAAUUGAAGAUGUCAACAAUAAAACUGAAUGUGAAAAGCUCAUGGAGGGGAACAAUACAGAGAUCAGAUGGAAGAACGUGAAGAUCAACUUUGACAAUGUUGGGGCAGGAUACCUGGCCCUUCUUCAAGUAGCAACCUUCAAAGGCUGGAUGGACAUCAUGUAUGCAGCUGUAGAUUCCCGGAAGCCUGAUGAGCAGCCUAAGUAUGAGGACAAUAUCUACAUGUACAUCUACUUUGUCAUCUUCAUCAUCUUCGGCUCCUUCUUCACCCUGAACCUGUUCAUUGGUGUCAUCAUUGAUAACUUCAAUCAACAAAAGAAAAAGUUUGGAGGUCAGGACAUCUUCAUGACCGAAGAACAGAAGAAGUACUACAAUGCCAUGAAAAAGCUGGGCUCAAAGAAGCCACAGAAACCUAUUCCCCGCCCCUUGAACAAAAUCCAAGGAAUCGUCUUUGAUUUUGUCACUCAGCAAGCCUUUGACAUUGUUAUCAUGAUGCUCAUCUGCCUUAACAUGGUGACAAUGAUGGUGGAGACAGACACUCAAAGCAAGCAGAUGGAGAACAUCCUCUACUGGAUUAACCUGGUGUUCGUUAUCUUCUUCACCUGUGAGUGUGUGCUCAAAAUGUUUGCGUUGAGGCACUACUACUUCACCAUUGGCUGGAACAUCUUCGACUUUGUGGUAGUCAUCCUCUCCAUUGUGGGAAUGUUCCUGGCAGAUAUAAUUGAGAAAUACUUUGUUUCCCCAACCCUAUUCCGAGUCAUCCGAUUGGCCCGUAUUGGGCGCAUCUUGCGUCUGAUCAAAGGCGCCAAAGGGAUUCGUACCCUGCUCUUUGCCUUAAUGAUGUCCUUGCCUGCCCUGUUCAACAUCGGCCUUCUGCUCUUCCUGGUCAUGUUCAUCUUCUCCAUUUUUGGGAUGUCCAAUUUUGCAUAUGUGAAGCACGAGGCUGGUAUUGAUGACAUGUUCAACUUUGAGACAUUUGGCAACAGCAUGAUCUGCCUGUUUCAAAUCACAACCUCAGCUGGUUGGGAUGGCCUGCUGCUGCCCAUCCUAAACCGCCCCCCUGACUGCAGCCUAGAUAAGGAACACCCAGGGAGUGGCUUUAAGGGAGAUUGUGGGAACCCCUCAGUGGGCAUCUUCUUCUUUGUAAGCUACAUCAUCAUCUCCUUCCUAAUUGUCGUGAACAUGUACAUUGCCAUCAUCCUGGAGAACUUCAGUGUAGCCACAGAGGAAAGUGCAGACCCUCUGAGUGAGGAUGACUUUGAGACCUUCUAUGAGAUCUGGGAGAAGUUCGACCCCGAUGCUACCCAGUUCAUUGAGUACUGUAAGCUGGCAGACUUUGCAGAUGCCUUGGAGCAUCCUCUCCGAGUGCCCAAGCCCAAUACCAUUGAGCUCAUUGCUAUGGAUCUGCCAAUGGUGAGCGGGGAUCGCAUCCACUGCUUGGACAUCCUUUUUGCCUUCACCAAGCGGGUCCUGGGAGAUAGCGGGGAGUUGGACAUCCUGCGGCAGCAGAUGGAAGAGCGGUUCGUGGCAUCCAAUCCUUCCAAAGUGUCUUACGAGCCAAUCACAACCACGCUGCGUCGCAAGCAAGAGGAGGUAUCUGCGGUGGUCCUGCAGCGUGCCUACCGGGGACAUUUGGCAAGGCGGGGCUUCAUCUGCAAAAAGACAACUUCUAAUAAGCUGGAGAAUGGAGGCACACACCGGGAGAAAAAAGAGAGCACCCCGUCUACAGCCUCCCUCCCGUCCUAUGACAGUGUAACUAAACCUGAAAAGGAGAAACAGCAGCGGGCAGAGGAAGGAAGAAGGGAAAGAACCAAAAGACAAAAAGAGGUCAGAGAAUCCAAGUGUUAGAGGAGAACAAAAAUUCAGUAUUAUACAGAUCUAAAACUCGCAAGUGAAAGAUUGUUUACAAACUUCCUGAAUAUUAUCAAUGCAGAACAGCUGUGGAGACUCUAACCUGAAGAUCUAUACCAAACGUCGUCCGCUUACCACGUAACACAGCUGCAUCUUGAGCAGUGACCUGCCAAGGGCAAAGGACCCCGCUCCCUAGACUCACAGAUUUUCUAAUGCUUGGGCAGGUGGUUACUGCAUGUUCCACAUCAGUCAAUGCAACUUAGGACAAAACUAACCAGAUACAGAAACAGAAGAGAGGCUGCCGGGACCAGCAUAUUUCCGUUGCAGCCAAAUGGAUUUUAUUUUUUCAUUUUAUUGAUUCUCAGAAGCAGAAGGCAUCACUUUAAAAGUUUGUUUGUUCAUGCAAACUAUAUUUGCAUUCUUACAUUAGUUAAGCUAAGCAGCAAAAAGAAAACACACACACACACACACUCACAUUUAGCCCAUGUCAUUUAAUUGUCAGUUUCUUUGACAUAAAGCGCAUCUUCUCCACAUGGGCUUCACGUGGUUUGGAGAUGGGUGGGGGAAAACAAUCAGGUUUCUUCAGGCUGAGGAGGACUUGCUCAGGCCGAUUCCAAACAUUGUGCUCGUUCAAUGCGUAGAAAUGAUUUGCAUGAUGGCAUGCCGUGAUCAGAAGUCAUGCAUGAGAUCCAUACACCACAGGACACUACUAAUCUAGUCCCUUGCAUUGGGUCAGCCUUUGGACAGGACCCAGCCCUGCACCGUUCACUGUAUUUGGAGAAAAUGGUAAGAGUUCCAUACCGGCUAUAAUUCUUUAUUAUGAGUUCUUAAAAGUCCUUCAUACACCUUCUGGGUAGGGAAACAACCAACUAAUUGACUAACACCACCACCAACAAAAAACAAACCCAAUCCAACAAGCAGAUGGAUCCGUUGCGUGUAUAUGUUUAACAGACAUCUCUAACAUACAGCCAUUGUUGCACAUUUUGCAAGAUGAACUAUUUAAUGCUGCUCUGUGUCCAGUACAUGGGGGAGAUUUUGAUCCCAAAUGGCUUGUACUAUUUAUGUCACUGUAAAACCAAAUCCUAGGGCUAAAAAAAAAAAAAUUCAUUUGUAUCUUGCAGUAUUUAUGAUGAUCGUUUAGCCUUCAUACUGGAGAAUUGACACUUAUUUGGGGUAGAGAUAAAAGUGCUAUUCAAAGUAGCACCAGUUUUCUCUAGGGGUAAUUUGGGGAACUUAAAACGACCUUUCUUUGGGAGUUAUGGGGUCCUCAUUUCAUUUCGUAUCAUGUCCUCUGCAUUGUGGCUUUCUCCAGGCAUGGGUCGAUACCGCGAGGGGUUCAGAUAUUCUGAACUGGCCUCUCUCUUCUGCAGAGGGGUCGUCGCGUACUCACACGCUGCAUGGCUCCCCCUGCCUCCAUCACAUUUCUCCACUGAGCAGGGCUUCCCUUGCCCACAGAGGUGGGUGAGGGUAGCAGCACUGGGGUUACGGCUGUGAUUUCCUUCAUUUAUUAUUAGAAUAAUAGUCACUGGUGGGACCUGAGGUAGAGAUGGAGCCGCCUCUGAACCAAGCUCACUUGGUUUCUUUACUGCACUUGUUUUCAUGAGAAAGCAAUUUAAUAUUAAUUCUUUAGGAUGUUCCAGCUUCCCCCAGCGCGUUCCCUUGCAGCCAGUUUUGCAAUCUGCUUAGCGACCUGCCCAUUGUCAUUGAAGUGUGGCUUCUGGGGGAGCAUCAUUUCUUCCAUUCCAUCUCCUGCUUUAGGAAAGACAGCUUUUAGUCCAGGGGUUUCUCACCUAAUGACUGGAUUUCAAAGCCAAGAUGCUGCAGUUGAAUGUGUCAGUAAGUCUAUACAAAGAGUGAAAAGAGACUUUAGCAUGUGAACCAAAUCAAAAUAACUUCUUCCUGAACCAUACACUAGAGGGGGAAGAACCACCAACCCAUAAUCAGACACACCGAUCUGCCUUGCAGUAGAAGCACUUUGAAGGUAAUUUCACAGUCCACCUGACUAGUUUUGCAUAGAACAAACCACAGUAAGUCGGUAAGCAGAGCUUUCUAUCUUGUUGGACCACUAGAAACUCUGUCCAGCUCUCUCAAGCGUGCUUCUGCAGCAGCAUCCGUAGAAUUUUUGUACUACACCCAAUACCAGACUGGGAAGGCAUAUCUUUCAGUGACCCUGCUAACUGCUAGGAUGAAUGUAUAGUAACAUGUACAGGCUACAUUGUAAACAGCACAAAACAGAAGCUGACAUGUGUGGUUAUUCUUUUUAAGAGAAUUAUAAAUACUGUAAUAUAAUUUUAUUUUAUUGGCAUGCCUUUUUGUAAAUAUAAAUUAUUAACUUAUUAAAUAGGAAAUGGCUUCUGGCUUAUGCCAUUGUCAUGUUUAUUUUUAUUUUUUAUACUUUUCUUUCUUCUUAGAACUUAGAUGCUGUCAGCCAAUGUACAUCCCCAAACCAGACAGACAGACAAAAAAUUUUUUAUUGCUAAUGGUCUUUUCCAAAACAACAAAAAAUAUAUAUAUUUUUUCCAAUGUGCAAUAAAUUCUAACCACGUCUAUGCAAGAUUUGGCUAAACUUAAUAAUUGUUCUUAGGUCUUGAGAUGGGCGACAGAGCUGUAAGAUCCCGCUAAGUACACCAUGUGCUCAUGCUAGUGAUGUCAUUAAGCUACUAGAGCAUAGUGAUGAGAUUUCUCUGAGAUGUAACCGUUUCCCUCUGCUAGCUCCUGACCCCAGCCCAAUAGGCUGUCUCCUCAGUAACACAUGGGCCUUGGUAUCUGGCACCCAUCAGCCAGCCUCAUAGGAAAGAAGCCACCUCCGCUGUAUUUGAAGUUUCACUUAAAAAAAAAAAAAAAAAAAACCCUUUUAAUCCUUCACCCACUGUCCUUCCACCUGCUCACUCACUCUUUCACCCAUCCUGCUCCACACUUCUUUGGUAGUAAAUGACACCAUCACCAGCAGUUUACACCCGCAGUUAACAGGCAUUGAACUGAAAGAAUCAGCGAUGACGUUUGUAUGCAUCUUCGCUGAGUGGGUAAGUGGCAACGCUUUGCCAAAUAUUAACGAAGCCAAUCAAAAAGCAGCAGCAGCCACAGUAUCACUGCACAUAUAUAUAGAUAUAUAUAAAUAUAAUAUAAAUAUUUAUUUUUUGUAGCCAGGUCCUUGGUGCAGUAUUUAUACUCCACAAUCCACCUUUUAAAAAAAGGACAAAAAGCAAAAAGAUGUGUGAUGCUGUUAAUUUAAAACGCAGAGCCAAAGCCACUGAGCAGCAGCUGACAUGGUUGCUGGUUUGUGUGUGAAAAACAUUUUUCCCCUCUUCUUUCCUUAACCUCCUUGUUGCUUAGGAUGAGGAGACUCUGUAAUUUAAAGCAGAGGUUGGGAGGAGGAAGAAACUUCCAUGUUAACAUGGCCUACUCUCACUCCUUUCUAAAUGAGCCACUUUUGGCAUCAGAAGUUGACUGGAGAGAGAGAGAAAAAAAAAACUCCCAGUCAAAGCUCCUAAAGCGACAGUGCCCAGAGUUCUUUUAUUUUUGCUGCAACCAGCGUAAACCUGUAAAAGACCAACGGUGAAGAUGAGUGUACUAGCGAAUGCAUGGAGGCCAAUGCUGCCCUAGUGAGACGUGAUAAAAAGUCCAUCACUCCUCAAGCCAAAAGGAAACAAAAUAAAAAUGACCCUUUUUACUGUACAAGGGAAGCCUGUCUUGGUGUGUUUGUUGCUUGACUAUCCCAAUUCUUGAGUCCUGGGAGGGGUCUGGGAAUUGGGACCUUAGCACAUUUGGGGAAAAGAGGGGCAUGGAGGGAAGAGAAAUCAAAGGGGCUCUCGCAAAGUUCUGGCUGAGAAGGAGAGACUGGAAGAAAAGCAAGGUCCUGACCCCCCAGAUCCCCACUCACCCAUUGCAUGUGGCAUUCCCCACUACUGGCCGGUGCUUAGAGGCCCAUAAAACCCCUCCUCACCUAAUCCACCUGGCAGAGCCCUCAGAGAUGACGUCAGCCAACCCAGCUGGACUGGCCUUACUUCUGCCUUUCUCACCUGUAUGUUCAAAAAAUAAAAACCUACCCCCAUGGCCCAAAGCUAGGGCAUGCGCGAUGCCCAACGGCCUCCACUCUGCAAGCUCAUACUGGGCCCUGCCCUCCAUCACCCCAGACAGGCCCACAGACGAGGGCUGGUCUCCUUCACAUUUCUGUGGGGGUGGGGGCACCCUUCCCCUUCCUUCUCUCCCUGUCUUCCUCUGGGGACAUCCCUCUCUAGGCCUAGGCCAUGUCUCCUGGUUCAGGAACACUCUCUCAGGAGGAUAUCGAAGUGCCCACUCGAGUCCGCUCCAGUAGCUGCACUCUGGAGCGAGAUGGCUGGUAGGUCAGUCCCCAUCCUCCUCCCCUCGGCCCCCAGCCUCCAGGCCUGCUGUGGAGGUGAGAUCGCCAUGGGUCAUGACUUUCUGACUUGAGACCUGGGCAUCCUCUGUAAUGAUGCCUCUUUCUUUUCUCAGAUGUUGCCCACAGUUUAGCAAAAAGCUUUGUUCAUUUUCAGGUACCCCCCACCCUAAAGACUUGGCUGCUACUUGCCAGCCAGGGGGACAUCAGGAGAGAAGAGGAAGUCUGGGUUGGGAGGGGCCCAAGUUUUGCAACAGAGUUUCCAUUGUUCAGCUCUGUGCUUUCUUGGAUUCCCUUUCCGAGAUUACCAAGAUUUCCUCCAUUAAAACUCCUGAGGCACCCCCUGCCCCUGCCCCCCACUGCUGUUUGCUGUACAUAGAGGCUAAGUGGGGUGGGGUGGGUGGGUGUGCACAUGUGGUGUGUGUGUGUGUGAAGAAUGUAUAUAGGUAAAGGGGAGUGUGGUCCAGUGGUUCCAGAAAAGGGACAGAACUCCUGUGUUCUAUCCCUAGCUUGACCACUGGCUCGCUGUGUGGCCUUGGGCAAGUCACUUAACCUCUCUGUGCCUCAGUUUCCCCAUCUGUAAAAUGGGGAUAAUAAUACUGACCUACCUCACAGGGGUGUUGUGAGGCUUUAACUCAAUGUUUUGUAAAGCGUUUUGAGAUACAGAGGCAAAGGCGCUAGGGAAGGGCAAAGUAUUAUUGGACUUAAGGAAGCUGAAAUGGUACCAUAAAUGCUGCUAUUCUGAGAGCCAUUUUAAACUGCACUGCUCCAACCACCCCCGCUUCUCAUCACCAGGACAGCAGGUCGAGAAAAUGACUUUCCUUUCACUUGCUUCUGGGGUUUGUGAUUAUUCAAGACAAUUUUCCCCCUUGCUGUAUCUCCUUCCCUCACCUCCUCGACUUGUUCCCUGUUCUGUUUAUGCGGAAAUGGCAGAAAUGCUUGAGAAAUGAGAAUGUGUAAGUGGAUUGGAAGUUUAUAGUAUGAAAUUUCAAUUUUACUUUGUACUGUACAUCUUUUUACUUUAGAAUUUGCAAUAAAGGGUUACGUCAA
This is a messenger RNA of Piliocolobus tephrosceles (Ugandan red Colobus), 11447 nucleotides long. RefSeq names its product sodium voltage-gated channel alpha subunit 8 (gene SCN8A). The record is from RefSeq and is a predicted model, not a curated record. The coding region runs from base 185 to 6037 and encodes 1950 amino acids. Gene Ontology annotation, cellular component: voltage-gated sodium channel complex; plasma membrane. Gene Ontology annotation, molecular function: protein binding; voltage-gated sodium channel activity. Gene Ontology annotation, biological process: membrane depolarization during action potential; neuronal action potential; sodium ion transmembrane transport. The transcript has 26 exons. Lineage: Eukaryota; Metazoa; Chordata; Mammalia; Primates; Cercopithecidae.